This is a messenger RNA of Penicilliopsis zonata CBS 506.65, 1866 nucleotides long. RefSeq lists its product as hypothetical. The record is from RefSeq and is a predicted model, not a curated record. The coding region runs from base 1 to 1866 and encodes 621 amino acids. NCBI's taxonomy places the organism in Eukaryota, Fungi, Ascomycota, Eurotiomycetes, Eurotiales, Aspergillaceae. The transcript is spliced from 3 exons.
AUGACUAAAGACUACGAGCCCCAGCAUGACCGCUUCAACCUGCCUGGCUACGGCCUCCCCCUCGACUAUUCCCCCGUCGAGAUGAACAUUUACGGCGUGCGCCUGCGCAGUUUGUUUCCCAACUGUCUGGAUGACCGAGACUUGGAGAAGGGAUACGCUGAUCAACCCCUGUUGACCCUCCGGGAAAUCGACAUGAUGAAAGUCAUGGAAGAGAUCACCGAUGAGCCGGACUGGUUGACCGGCGUCGACGACGAGGACACCCUGCAGCGCUGGACACGCGAUGCCCUCGCCCGCCCAGACGUCGACAUCUCGCCCGCCAUGGCCCGCUGGAUCGUCGACGAGCUGCGCUUCAAGGCCAGGCUGUACCCGAUCACCAACGCCGUGAGCCUGUACAACGGCUGUGUCGUCAAGACCGACACCGCCGUCCCGGAUGCCCUGCGCGUCCAGCUCAGCGCCCAGUUCUACCUGCUGGGCCAGACCCCCGUGGGUCACGGCGAGCUGGUCCCCAGCACGGGCGAGAUCGAGCGCGACAUCAUCGCCUUGACCUACUACCCGCUCGUGUAUGGGCAGAGCCGCGCCCUCAAGAACACCGUCAUCGGCCUGGACGAUGCGAUCGACGCCAUCGGGCAGGGCGAGGUCAUUCCCCGGCCCGCGGAGACGGGCAUCGUCAAGGAGAACAUGACCUGGCGCGUCGCCUCGGACGCCGGCAUCACCGUCAAGCCGUACAGCACCAUGUUCCAGAUGCUGCCGACGGAUGACAGUGGCCGCAGACCUGGCGGCCGCUGGCGUAUUGCCAGCUACAUCAACAACCUGCAUCCGAUUCGUCAUCGCGAAUGCUACACCCUCAUUGAAGAGCUGCUCAACCUCGCCAUCCCCAUGUUCAACACCGCCAUGACCCCCCUGAAGGACAUGCUGCACUCGCGCGCUCGCAUCGAGUAUCACGUCGCCGAGUACUACCCGCUGGCUCCCGAGGUCGCCGCCCAACGGCCUCAGAUCCUCCCCGGCGAGAGCGAUUAUGAGUUCGAGCAGCGUCUGCAGGACUGGCGCGCAGCAACCCAUGUCGCCGUGCAGCCCGACGUCGACUCGUUCCGGCCCUGGGCCGUGCCUGUCUCAAUGCUCGGCCAUCUGCCGCACGACAUGCCCGACCCGGUCCGCAUCCAGAUCGACGUCGAUCUGGACCGCGAAUACGCCGCCCGGGGACUGCAGAUCAUCGUGCGCAUGCUGGAGGUCAACGUCAAGCCCGAGAACCCGGUGUGGGAGAUCGACUGGCACGCCGAGGGCCAGAUGAACGAACACAUCUGCGCCACGGCCUUCUACAUCGUCGACCACGACAACCUGCAUGACUCGUAUCUCGCCUUCCGCCAGCGGUCGGAUAUCUCGACGCUCCGCGAGGUGACGCGCGAUCCCAACGAUACCGUCUGGUUGAAGCAGGUGUUCGGUCUCGAACACGGCCACCCCGCCGUCCAGCGCUCUGGCGCCGUCAAGGUCGUCCCGGGCAGGCUGAUCGUGUUCCCCAACACCAUGCAACACGACACUCGACCCUUCCGCCUGGUGGACCCCUCCAGGGAGGGCCACUCGCGUGUGAUGAUGAUCUUCCUCGUCGAUCCGAAUAUCCGCAUCAUCUCUACCGCCAACGUGCCGCCGCAGCGCAUGGACUGGACCAAGGAGGCCGAGGUGCUGGCCCGCGCAGAUGCCUCCCUCGACCAGUUCCCGCUCGCCACCCAGGACCGCAUCAUGAAUCGCCACGAUGGGUUCCCCUUCACCAAGCAGGAUGCCGAGGAGUAUCGCGCCAGGAUGUGGAAGGAGCGCCGGGACUUUUCCCUCUACCAUCACGUCGCUUUUUCUUCCAGUGUGGUGGAUUUGUAA